Emiliania huxleyi CCMP1516 is the source of this 627-nucleotide messenger RNA. RefSeq lists its product as hypothetical. Gene Ontology annotation, cellular component: RNA polymerase II, core complex; RNA polymerase III complex; RNA polymerase I complex. The coding region runs from base 1 to 627 and encodes 208 amino acids. Gene Ontology annotation, molecular function: DNA-directed RNA polymerase activity; DNA binding. Gene Ontology annotation, biological process: DNA-templated transcription. The record is from RefSeq and is a predicted model, not a curated record. The transcript is spliced from 3 exons. Lineage: Eukaryota; Haptophyta; Isochrysidales; Noelaerhabdaceae.
AUGUCGGACACCGUCUAUCGGCUGUACCGUGUCCGGCGCACAAUCCACCAGAUGCUUCGCGACCGCCAUUACAUGAUCGACCAGUCCGACAUUGACAUGAGCGAGGAGGAUUUUGCGCGGUCGUAUACGGGCGAGCGCGAGGGGCUGACCAUCCAGGCGCAGCGGCGGGACGACCCGACCGACCAGAUCUUUGUCUUCUGGCCGACGGACCCGAAGGUUGGCGUCAAGCCAAUUAAGCGGUAUAUGGAUCGGAUGAACGAGGACGACGUGAAACGGGCCAUCCUCGUCGUGCAGCAGAGCCUGACGGCCUUCGCCAAGCAGGCGAUCGUCGAGAUCUGCGCGCAGGAGGGGACGAUCCUCGAGCAGUUCCAGGAGGCGGAGCUGCUGGUCAACAUCACGGAGCACGUGCUGGUGCCGAUGCACGUGGUGCUCUCGCGCGAGGAGAAGCAGACCCUCCUCAAGAGGCCCGCCCGGCCCGCCGUCGCGCUCGCCUCACGGCCAGCCCUGCCCCCCCAGGUCUCGGACCCGGUCGCCCGCUACUAUGGCCUGCAGCGCGGGCAAGUAGUCAAGAUCGUGCGGCCGAGUGAGACUGCAGGCAAGUACGUCACCUACAGGCUAGUCUUUUAG